CAUGAAGUUUUGCACUAUGAACGGUCCAACAGAAUCCGAAGUUGAAAGUAUGCUAAUGAGCCCCUGUUGGGGACCCACACAAAAUGGCGGCCAAGAUCAAUAUCUGCUCGAUGGCCAUAAAUUAUUUGUCGAUCACGAUUUGGAUUCCCUGCCCAGCAGCGAUACAGAUCAGAAAAAUUCUCUCGAUGUUUUGGACAAUCUGCUAAUGAACACCACAAGCCUUAAUGGUUUAUCGGAUCUGAAACCCUUACCUCCCUUUACCGGCUAUACGGGUCAUUUAUCGAUAAAUGGUAUAUCCGGUCAUCAUUAUCAUGCAAUUGCCCAGAGGCUACCCGAUGAAAGCAACAAUAAUUAUAUACAGAGUGCAUAUCAUGCGGUCGGAGGCGGCAGCAAUGCGGCCACCAUACAAUUGGCAAACUCCUCCUCGUCGGGUAAUUCACCACUGUCGUCGAGUCAUGGCGGCAUGUCACUGGGCGGUUCCAGCCUAACAAGUAGUCAUAAUUCAUCUGCCGAUCACAAUAUUGUCUCCUCAUCUACCUGCCUGCCCGAAAGUGUUCUCAGUAGCGAUGCCGAUGCCUGCCUACACGAUGUCAAACUUUUCUCCGAUAGUCAAUUAGAUAGUAAGCUCUACUCCCUGGCCGAUAGCUGUGUUAUGGCGAAUGCCUCCACGACGACGACGACGAACAACAACAAUCAUAGCCACCAACACAACCACAAUGGUGCGAGCAUAACAUCUGCGACGACGGGUCUCGCUGGCCAAGAUCCCGAUUCGGCGGGAGUGCGCAUCUAUGCCGAUGCCAAAGAUCUGACAGAAUAUGUGGACAUGAAUUCGAUAGACGAUAUUGCGGCCAUCAUAGGCAGUGCAAUUGCGGAUACUACAGUACCUAAUCAGCUGGACAAGGACGAUGGCAAUGAUACGCGGGAUUCAUGGAUCGAUUUGGAUGCCUGGAUCGAGGGUAAUUGUAUACAGCAGGAGGGUGGUAAGCUGGUGGUGGCCCAACAGGAUUCGCUGAGUGAUUUUAUGCUGCCGCAAUCGCCGAUCCACCCUAGUAGUUCAACGCUGCAGAGUCUGCUGACACAUGGCUAUAUGCCACUGUUGCAGAAUCGUUUACAGAAUGGACCACCCACCACAACGACAUCGUCAUCAUCAUCGUCGAAUCAAAUAAAAGGUGAAGCGCCCAGUUCUACCUCAUAUUGUAAUGAACUGACCAGCUCGACAUCGGCCAGUCCACCAGGAUCGGUGGUUUCGACGACAGAUAAUCUGAUGAUAAAUCCACGGUAUCUGACAAAUCCCACACAAUAUCACAUCUCAAUGAAGGCGGAUGGUCUAUGCAGUCCGGAUUUGAUGGGUGGUAAUUGCGGCAACGGCGGAAGUGGUGGUAAUGGUGGCAACUAUCCGCACACGACAACGGUAACGCCAACCGGUACACCAAAAACCAAACGUUCACGAACAACCAAAAAAUCCGCUCAACAACAGCUUAGCAGUAAUGGCGGCGGUGGUAUGCAGGUCGUUUCAAAUGGUGGUGGCGGCUCCUCGCUGGGUGGACCCCAACAACUUAACUCCAUUACCUCUCCCACCUCGGUGAAUUUCAAUGCCAAUGAUUUAUCUGGGCUCUUGGGCAAAGAGAAACCCGUACAUCGCUGCAGCAUCUGUAAUCGAGGCUUCCUGAACAAGAGUAACAUCAAGGUGCAUUUGCGCACCCACACCGGUGAGAAACCAUUUCGCUGUGAGGUGUGUGCUAAAGCUUUUCGCCAAAAGGCCCAUUUGCUCAAACAUCAACAGAUACAUAAGAGAAUUGGGCGUGACUGACAAACA
Messenger RNA from Musca vetustissima, 1816 nucleotides. RefSeq names its product ichor (gene ich). The record is from RefSeq and is a predicted model, not a curated record. Gene Ontology annotation, cellular component: nucleus. NCBI's taxonomy places the organism in Eukaryota, Metazoa, Arthropoda, Insecta, Diptera, Muscidae. Gene Ontology annotation, biological process: regulation of transcription by RNA polymerase II; embryo development; embryonic hindgut morphogenesis. The transcript has a single exon. Bases 2 to 1810 code for a protein of 602 amino acids. Gene Ontology annotation, molecular function: RNA polymerase II transcription regulatory region sequence-specific DNA binding; DNA-binding transcription factor activity, RNA polymerase II-specific.